AUUCGCAAUUAGACCUUUGGUAUUUAUUCAAGAAAGGAAUUUCCCUUUCUGAUGAUAUACUUUAGAGGAGCAUAUUGUUUAGAAUAACAUGGACAGUGGUGCACUGAGUAAUGAUGGGGAUUCAUUUCUGUAUUUUGGGUUUGCCAGCAACCUGCUGAGAGCCCGUAUACACAUUGGUACCCCAACCGCGGAGCUAGUUGGUCCAGCUAAACUAGAGGGUUACAGACUUUGUUUUCAAGUGUACCCCGGAUGGAGUGUAAAAGAAAGUCUAUGGAACGGAGCCCCUGCCUCUAUUAUAGAGAGUCCUCAAGGUCACGUCUGGGGAGCAGUAUGGCGUCUCCACAAAUCAGAUCUGGCUAAUCUAGAUCCGCCGGAAUCUAGCUAUAAAGCAUUUGACGUCACGGUGACGUCACCAGAGGGUAUGGAAUACGUUUGUCGCACCUAUCAGAUGAUGAAUGGCCAAGAGGAAGAACUUCCAUCACCAUACUACAUGAAGGUCAUCACAGAGGGCGCCGUAGAGUCUGGCCUUCCAAAAACCUACGUCGAGUUCUUAAGGUCAAUCAAGCACAAUGGACAGACUAACCCACCAGAUAUCAUGAAUGAAAUAUUCAAAUGAUCAAUUACUUAAUUUUAUCUAUUCUAUUAAAAAUCGAGCAUCGUGAACUGAAGCCCCGAAUCUGCAACAUAUCAGUUUCUAUAUGUCGUAUAUACCAGCAGGUAGGCCUACUAUAGGUUUGAAGACAGACACUUUCCUCAUUAUUUUGUAAUUCACUCUUUCUUGUACUUCUCUUAGUUCUCUUUACUUUUAUGUUUUGCUCUUAUAUAAGCGCCUUGAGCAUUUAAUCAAAAUGGAAAAGACGCUAUAUAAAUCAUAUGUAUUAUUAUUAUUAUAAUUAUAUACUGUAAAAAUGAUAUGUACUUAAGAAAACAAUGUUUGAUGCAUGAAGGUCAUCUGUAUCUACGAAUGCAAAAAAUUAGUUGUGAAAUUUUACUCCGAUCCCAUCGACCAGUUGCUGUAGAUCAAGGUGAAAAUACACUAUUGAAAAUGACCCCAAAAAAAAUCCACAAAAAAUGUGUGCUUCGAAAUAGCUAGACUUUAUGUAUAUUCAUACCGGUCCAUUAAUCCAUUUUAAUAUCAUUCUAAUCAAUACAGAAAUUCUCAAGCAGAUUAUUAUAAUAAAUUUGGCCAUCUGGAUCCAUGAUUCUCAAGCAAGACAUAAAGCGUUUAACCCUCCAAUCUAGGAUGCUUCCAAAGAGUUCUCUAAGUUAUUGGCGGGACGAAUCGUACGUGAAAAGUUCCUUUGUAUGCUUGAAAAUCGUAAGUCUAGAUGACCAGACAUAAUUCCAGAGUAUGAUUGAGUAUUUUCGUGGAUGAAUUAUAAUUUACAACAGCUUUACAGAAAACUAGAUGAUCACGUUGAAUCCAUUCAAAUUGUGUCCUUUUAAAAAAAGAAGAAAAAUUAAUAUGUGUGAUAAAGGCUAUCAAUGUAAUACUCAUUCUGACUAAUUCAGAUAAAAAAUAUAUCACCAGCUAUAAAUUGCAACUUUAAAGGUAUGCAAUACCGAUUAAAUUUAUUUUGCGAAUGGUUAUUUUAUGUUAGCGGAUUUUUAUAAAAGGAAUUUAGUAGUGGCUUCAUUGCUUUUCUUAUCACAUUUUUCAAUAGAUAUUCUUGUAGAUGAAUUAAAUAUUUUAUUUGAGACAUAAAAAAGUAUUUUUCUAUUUUCGUGUUACUGUGUUUUCUGCAUGUAGUUGACACUAGACUGACCUUAACAACAUUGUUAGUCGCUUCUAUUACAUAAAACGAUUUUUCUUGAAUAGAAGAGAUAUAGCAAGGGAGUAGGCUGGGGUGCGCUGGGUGCACGUGUACCCUCCCGCUGAGGCAGAGGAGUUCCGACACUGGUAUAAGCAAAAACGUAAUUUGUUACCCCUUCUUCUGCUUUCAACAGCUAAUUUUCCCAACUUUAGUGCCACCUCCCCAUGAUUUGCACCUCCCCGUGCUCAAACCAGCCUACACCCUUGUAUCGGGGUCAAGGGCGUCGAUCCAUUUUUCAGAUUGGGGGGGGGGGCAAAAUCAUGAAGCAACGUUCCAAAGGCGCUCGAUAUAUAUAUAUCGUAUAUAUCGAUAUAUAUUUAUUGUAUCCCUGAGGAAGACGUAUGUUUAACGUCGAAAAUUUGGAAUUCAAAAUAAACUGUUGGAAC
Molecule: messenger RNA, 2200 nt
Organism: Lytechinus pictus (painted urchin)
Lineage: Eukaryota; Metazoa; Echinodermata; Echinoidea; Temnopleuroida; Toxopneustidae
Product: gamma-glutamylcyclotransferase-like
Exons: 4
Coding region: 89-616 (175 amino acids)
Molecular function (GO): gamma-glutamylcyclotransferase activity
Source: RefSeq, a predicted model, not a curated record